UCGUUUUCCGCUCGUCUCUUUCUCGAAGGUCGGCACUCGGAACCUCGGAGCGCCCGGCGCCCCUCGUGCAUCUCCCCUUCCCGUCCUCGGCGAAACCUGGGGGCUUUCCUUACUCCUCUCUCUCUCUCUCUGAGCUGUCACUCCCUUGGCCGGUUCCUCGUAAAAGCUCUCUGGCCCUUCUCUACCCCCUCGGGGUCUUUAAAUUGCGGACGAACGAAGCCCAUACCAACUCGCUCUGGUUCUUUCUUGAAGCCUUUCUCUCGCUCUUUCUUUUCUCUCUCUUCUUGUGGUUUGCUUCUUGGAGAGGGGCAAUGGCGGUGGAUCCGAGGCAGGUGCUGGCGGCGUUCUUGACGAUGUCCAUGUUUGCUAUGCUCGGGAAUAUGAUCAAGAAGGAUCACUUCGAUAACAUGGAGCUGAGUCUUCCCACGCCAUGGUUGCCAUCUGGUUCUAACGUUAAUAUAAUGAGAGUUGAAGAGAGGGAGGGACGCCAAGCUUCCGAAGUGAAAGCAGGGCCAUGGAGCAAGAGAGGCCAAGAACAAAAAACUUGUUGGAACAAACCAGCAGCUAUAAAGGAGGCAGAGCAAUCAAAAGGUUUCAUCACGUUCUCUUUGACAGGUGGUCCUGAGUACCAUGUCUCCCAGAUUACAGAUGCGGUGGUCAUUGCAAGGUAUCUGGGUGCUACACUGGUGCUGCCUGAUGUCAGAGGAAGUGAAUUGGGUCAAAAGAAGAAUUUUGAAGAUAUGUAUGAUGCUGAUAAAUUCAUGAGGAGCCUGGAUGGUGUGAUAAGGAUGGUCAAGGAGGUCCCUGCUGAGGUAGCGACUGAAAAGCCACCAGUUGUCAGAGUCCCUAAUAGGGUUUCGGAAGACUUUAUUAUGGAGAAUAUUGAACCAGUAUUCCGAACUAAGAGUUACUUGAGGCUUGCAAUUUUCUUCCCUUCAAUAAAUAUGAAGGUGGGGGAAAGGCGGAACAAUGACCUGGAUUCAACUGCUUGCUUAGCCAUGUUUGGUAGCCUUGAACUGAAACCUGAAAUUUAUGAAGUUGCUGACCGGAUGGUGGAGAGGCUGAGAACCCUUAGCCACAAGCCAGAUGACCAGUUCAUUGCAGUUGACUUGAGGGUUGAUAUUUUAGAGAAAAAGAGGUGCAAAGAGAGUAGAGGCACACGAAGGAAGAGUUGUUACAAUGCACGGGAGAUCGGAGACUUCUUAAGGAAAAUUGGCUUUGAUGGAGAUACGACUGUUUAUCUGACUCAGACUUGGUGGCAUGAAAGUCUUAAUCCUUUGAAGGAGAUCUUCCCAAAAACUUACACCAAGGAUGAUCUAAUACCUGCAGACAAGAAAGGCAAAUUCCUCAGGUCAGGAAGUUCUGAAUUAGAGAGAGCUCUUGACUUCCACAUUUGCUCCCGUAGUGAUGUGUUUGUGCCUGCCAUUUCUGGCCUGUUCUAUGGAAAUGUUGCUGGGAAAAGAAUAGCUUCUGGACGGACCCAAAUACUCGUCCCCUCCCAAGUGCCUCCUGGUUCCUCGGCCCCGGCUUCUGAUUUCAUCUCAACCUAUGUCACCAAGAAGAACCAUCUGGCAUACUCUUGCUAUUGCUAAGCAAAUGCUGGACAAAAUAUACAAGCCCAAAGAGUCCUCCCCUGUUCCUGGAAUCACCACAAGUGUGUUGAUUUUCAUUUUCCCUGCUGUUGCUUUUCCAAUGAUGUAGUGAGCUGAAGUAUAUUGAAGUAAAUAAGUUAAUAAAAGCAACUUUAUCUAUUAUAUCAACAA
Elaeis guineensis (African oil palm) is the source of this 1763-nucleotide messenger RNA. RefSeq names its product protein MANNAN SYNTHESIS-RELATED 1. The record is from RefSeq and is a predicted model, not a curated record. Lineage: Eukaryota; Viridiplantae; Streptophyta; Magnoliopsida; Arecales; Arecaceae.